Molecule: messenger RNA, 1948 nt
Organism: Phoenix dactylifera (date palm)
Lineage: Eukaryota; Viridiplantae; Streptophyta; Magnoliopsida; Arecales; Arecaceae
Product: ATP-citrate synthase alpha chain protein 2-like
Biological process (GO): succinyl-CoA metabolic process; tricarboxylic acid cycle
Cellular component (GO): succinate-CoA ligase complex
Molecular function (GO): succinate-CoA ligase (ADP-forming) activity
Source: RefSeq, a predicted model, not a curated record
CGAAAAGCAGUGCAUUAACCACUUAUCAACUCCUUUCCUCUUUUUCCUCUUCUUCCUCCUCCUUCCAUCAAAUCGUCCCGAUGAACUUCUUGCGCGAACGAUCAUGUCGGCGUGCAAAUCUUCCCAAAAAUAGACAAUUUACAUGGACGGCAGAUCUUUAAUCCCGCAUGAAAUUUUAAUGCCGUCGUUUAGUGACAGCGCGGCGAACAGCGGUCCAGGGGGGUCGCUGGGUUCGGAGAAAGGCUCCAUGGGAUGCUUGCUUCUUUUAUACGGCCGCCGCGGCUACCCCCCACCCACAAUCGCACCCAUCACCCCUCCUCCCUCGCGUUUAAAUCUCUCUCUCGGCUUCCAUCUACCUCCUUUCGAAGCCAUCACUCCUUGGAAGCUCGAAUCGAGGGUUUGAGAGCUUUCGAAAUCGAUCUCCGAAUCGAUCCAAGGAGGAGGAGGAGGAGAUGGCGAGAAAGAAGAUCCGGGAAUACGACUCGAAGCGGCUCCUCAAGGAGCAUCUCAAGCGGAUCGCCGGUAUCGACCUCCAGAUCUGCUCUGCCCAGGUCACGGAAUCUACGGACUUCACUGAGUUAGUGAAAAAAGAGCCAUGGCUUUCAUCUAUGAAACUGGUCGUGAAGCCUGACAUGCUAUUUGGGAAGCGAGGCAAGAGUGGUUUGGUAGCUCUGGACUUAGAUAUUGGACAGGUGGCUCUGUUUGUGAAGGAACGCCUUGCAGUUGAGGUUGAAAUUGGUGGGUGCAAGGCCCCGAUCACCACAUUUAUAAUUGAGCCAUUUAUUCCCCAUGACCAAGAGUACUAUCUCUCGUUUGUCUCCGAGAGGCUUGGUUUCACCAUCAGCUUCUCAGAAUGUGGUGGAAUUGAAAUAGAAGAGAACUGGGACAAGGUUAAGACUAUCUUUCUUCCUAGUGAGAAGCCUAUGACGUCCGAGGCAUGUGCUCCACUUAUUGCAACCCUUCCCCUGGAGGUACGAGGGAAAAUAGGAGACUUCAUAAGAGGGGUUUUUGCUGUUUUCCAAGACUUGGACUUCACUUUUCUUGAGAUGAACCCAUUUGGUUUGAUAAAUGAGGAGCCAUACCCCUUUGAUAUGCGGGGAGAGUUGGAUGACACUGCUGCCUUCAAGAACUUCAAGAAGUGGGGGAAUAUAGAAUUUCCACUUCCUUUUGGCAGAGUCCUGAGCCCUACAGAAAGCUUUAUUCACAAACUUGAUGAAAAGACUAGUGCCUCCCUGAAGUUUACUGUUUUAAAUCCCAAAGGACGCAUAUGGACCAUGGUGGCUGGUGGUGGUGCUAGUGUCAUAUAUGCUGAUACCGUUGGUGACUUGGGUUAUGCAUCAGAGCUUGGAAACUAUGCAGAGUACAGUGGUGCUCCUAAUGAGGAUGAGGUCCUGCAGUAUGCUAGAGUGAUACUUGAUUCUGCGACUGCUGAUCCAGAUGGCCGAAAGAGGGCUCUUCUCAUUGGGGGGGGUAUAGCUAACUUCACUGAUGUUGCUGCUACUUUUGGUGGCAUUAUCCGUGCCCUAAGGGAGAAGGAAUCCAAGCUAAAGGCUGCCAGGAUGCACAUUUAUGUCCGAAGAGGUGGCCCUAAUUAUCAAACAGGUCUGGCCAAAAUGCGGGCUCUGGGUGAGGAGUUGGGCAUUCCUAUUAAGGUGUAUGGGCCAGAGGCAACGAUGACUGGAAUUUGCAAGCAAGCUAUUGAUUGCAUCAUGUCUGCUGCAUAAUUUUGAUUUCAUUUUCUCCUUUUGUGUUUCUCCAUCUAUUUUUUGUCAAGCAAAAAUCAGAAUUCAGUGAUUUAUCCAGAGUGGAUGAUAAAAAGAGAACAUUUAUAGAGAAUUAAUGAGUCAAUACUAUCCACAAUUUGGUUGCCUUCUCGAAUUUCUGCAGUGCAACUUGUGCUGAGUCAAUGUAGUUUUGUUCUAAUAGAAAUUUUCUGUUCCAGCUUGAA